AUGGCCAUCGAGAUCCAUCCUCUCACCAAAGCGGAUAUCUCCGAGGCCGUAGAAUGCGUUCAGAAAGCAUUUGCCGACGAUCCGUAUUUCCGCUGGAUAUUCAACAAGAGAUCUGGGUUCAAUUUGCAACGCAACGCCGCCUCGAUGGCCGCGCAUUUCCAAUACGGGCUCUCGUGCCAAGCGCCCAUCUACAUCGCCAAAGCCACCCCGUCCGCCCUCCCCAGCGACAAAAGCCCCACCACCGACAUCGCAGGUGUCUGCUGGUGGUUCCCACCGCAGCCGCUCUCCGAGCCCGUGUCCUGGACCGUCUGGGCGCAAGACUGGAUCCUGUCGUUCCGCCAGCUGCUUUUCAACAUCAAGUUCGGCGGCCGCGGCGGACUCAACAUCCGGCGGUACUGGCAGUGGAAGCAGCAGCAGGAACGCACUCACCGGCAGAUCUGGACCGAUCCCCGCGGGUAUUACUUCUGCAAUGUGAUCGCCGUCAACGCCGAGAUGCGGGGCAUGGGCGUCGGUCGUAAGUUGGUCGAGGCCGUUACACAGAAGGCCGAUCUCGAGGGCAUGCCCUGCUACCUGGAGAGUUCCAAGGGGUUUCCUAACUUGGUUAUCUAUGAGAAGUUGGGGUUUGAGUUGGUGAGUGAAAUUGAGUGUGUGGAUGGGAAGGAUGCUUGCAAGCUGUAUUGUAUGAUCCGUCAGCCGAAGAAGGCCGAUUAG
Molecule: messenger RNA, 711 nt
Organism: Aspergillus homomorphus CBS 101889
Lineage: Eukaryota; Fungi; Ascomycota; Eurotiomycetes; Eurotiales; Aspergillaceae
Product: GNAT family N-acetyltransferase
Exons: 3
Coding region: 1-711 (236 amino acids)
Molecular function (GO): acyltransferase activity, transferring groups other than amino-acyl groups
Source: RefSeq, a predicted model, not a curated record